Miniopterus natalensis is the source of this 7421-nucleotide messenger RNA. It is a transcript of the gene ASCC3, whose product is annotated as activating signal cointegrator 1 complex subunit 3. The record is from RefSeq and is a predicted model, not a curated record. NCBI's taxonomy places the organism in Eukaryota, Metazoa, Chordata, Mammalia, Chiroptera, Miniopteridae. Gene Ontology annotation, molecular function: ATP hydrolysis activity; nucleic acid binding; ATP binding.
UCGGACUGCCCGGCACCUCCCACGGGUUCGUCCCGUUCUCGGACAUUGUACGCGGGGGCGGAGGAUCACAGACAUGAGCCGAGCCACACUUUUCCCAGGUGUUAGGCCACAAAGUGAUGACCACUUCUGGUGAUUUCUCUUUCUUGUUUCUUAUUGCAUGGAUCACUGAUUGAAUAAGAGAUGGCUUUACCUCGUCUCACAGGAGCCUUGCGCUCCUUUUCAAAUGUCACCAAGCAAGAUAAUUAUAAUGAAGAAGUGGCUGACUUAAAGAUGAAGCGAUCUAAACUUCAUGAACAAAUUGUAGGUUUGGACCUGACAUGGAAGAAGAUAGUAAAAUUUUUGAAUGAAAAACUGGAGAAGAGUGAAAUGCAAAGUGUAAAUGAAGACUUAAAAGAUAUAUUGCAGGCUGCAAAACAAAUAGUUGGAAUGGAUAAUGGAAAAGAAGCAAUUGAAAGUGCUGCUGCAUUUCUCUUCAAGACAUUUCACUUGACGGAUUGUGUUGGUCACAAUGAGACAAAGGCUAUCAAGCAGAUGUUUGGUCCUUUUCCAUCAUCAUCUGCCACUGAGGCUUGUAAUGCUACCAAUCGAAUUACUUCUCAUUUUCAUCAAGACAAUCUUGCUGCUCUUGUCCAGACAACAAAAGAGGAAUGUGGUGGUAGAAUUUUAUUUGGUAGUAAUUUAGCAUUUUCAUUUGACAUGCAUGAUUUGGACCAUUUUGAUGAACUGCCAAUAAAUGGUGAACCCCAGAAAACUAUAAGCUUAGAUUACAAGAAGUUUCUGAAUGAACAUUUUCGGGAACAUUCCACCCCAGAGGUCAAACCUGUGGAGAAAACAAAUGACUCCUUUUUGUGGUGUGAAGUUGAGAAGUACUUAAAUGCAACUUUAAAUGAAAUGGCUGAAGCAACAAGAAUAGAAGAUCUUUGCUGUACUUUAUAUGAUAUGCUUGCUUCUGUUAAAAGUGGUGAUGAACUUCAGAAUGAGCUAUUUGAACUGCUGGGACCUGAUGGACUUGAACUUAUUGAGAAGCUCCUUCAGAACAGAAUUACAAUUGUGGAUAGAUUUCUUAAUUCUUCAAAUGAUUUUAAGUUUCAGGCUCUUCAAGACAACUGCAAGAAAAUUUUAGGAGAAAAUGCUAAACCCAAUUAUGGAUGUCAAGUCACUAUUCAUUCUGAACAAGAAAAACAGUUAAUGAAACAGUAUCGUCGAGAAGGAAAAAGAAUUGCUAGACGAGAGAAAAAGGCUGGAGAAGAUGGUGAAGUUUCUGCAGAAGGACUCAUGUGCUUUGAUCCUAAGGAAUUGCGGAUACAAAGAGAGCAGGCACUUCUGAAUGCUAGAAAUGUUCCAAUUCUGAACCGGCAGAGGGACGUGGACUUCGAAAAAAUACGUUACCCCCAUGUUUAUGAUUCCCAGGCUGAAGCCAUGAGAACAUCAGCAUUCAUUGCUGGUGCAAAGAUGAUUUUGCCAGAAGGAAUCCAAAGAGAGAAUACCAAGAUGUAUGAAGAAGUAAAGAUUCCCCACAGUGAACCAAUGCCAAUUGGCUUUGAGGAAAAACCAGUUUAUAUCCAAGACUUAGAUGAGAUUGGUCAGCUGGCUUUUAAAGGAAUGAAGAGACUCAAUAGAAUUCAGUCUAUUGUGUUUGAGACUGCCUACAACACCAAUGAGAACAUGCUGAUUUGUGCCCCUACUGGAGCUGGGAAGACCAACAUUGCAAUGCUUACAGUUUUGCAUGAAAUUCGCCAACAUUUUCAACAAGGUGUUAUUAAAAAGAAUGAAUUUAAGAUUGUAUAUGUCGCUCCAAUGAAAGCCUUGGCAGCUGAAAUGACAAAUUACUUCAGCAAACGUCUAGAGCCACUGGGCAUCGUUGUGAAAGAGUUGACUGGUGAUAUGCAGUUGUCAAAAAGUGAAAUUUUACGGACUCAGAUGCUUGUGACCACACCAGAAAAAUGGGAUGUAGUGACAAGAAAGAGUGUUGGGGAUGUGGCUCUUUCCCAAAUUGUAAAGCUCCUUAUUCUCGAUGAAGUUCAUUUGCUGCAUGAAGACAGAGGACCAGUGUUAGAAAGCAUAGUGGCACGUACUUUACGGCAGGUUGAAUCUACACAGAGUAUGAUAAGGAUUCUUGGACUUUCUGCAACUUUACCCAACUACCUCGAUGUUGCUACAUUUUUACAUGUUAAUCCCUACAUUGGCCUUUUCUACUUUGAUGGCCGUUUUCGACCAGUUCCUCUUGGACAGACAUUUCUGGGGGUUAAAAGUGCAAAUAAGGUGCAACAGUUGAAUAACAUGGAUGAAGUAUGCUAUGAAAAUGUUUUGAAGCAAGUGAAGGCUGGACACCAGGUGAUGGUGUUUGUACAUGCUCGAAAUGCCACUGUAAGAACAGCUAUGUCUCUAAUAGAAAAAGCAAAAAACAAUGGCCAGAUUUCCUGCUUUUUACCUACUCAAGGACCUGAAUAUGGACAUGCAGAAAAACAGGUGCAAAAGUCAAGAAAUAGGCAAGUGCGAGAAUUAUUCCCAGAUGGUUUUAGUAUUCAUCAUGCAGGAAUGCUUCGGCAGGACAGAAAUUUGGUUGAAAACUUAUUUUCUAAUGGGCAUAUCAAAGUCCUAGUCUGUACGGCCACGUUAGCCUGGGGUGUCAAUCUUCCUGCCCAUGCUGUUAUUAUUAAGGGAACACAAAUAUAUGCUGCAAAAAGAGGCUCCUUUGUUGACCUUGGAAUAUUAGAUGUCAUGCAGAUAUUUGGUCGAGCUGGAAGACCACAAUUUGACAAAUUUGGGGAAGGAAUCAUCAUAACAACACAUGAUAAACUCAGCCAUUACCUCACUUUGCUCACUCAACAAAACCCAAUUGAGAGUCAGUUUUUGGAAAGCCUUGCAGAUAACCUAAAUGCAGAGAUUGCUCUGGGAACAGUUACUAAUGUGGAAGAAGCAGUGAAGUGGAUAAGUUACACUUAUCUUUAUGUACGGAUGAGAGCAAAUCCAUUAGUAUAUGGCAUCAGUCACAAGGCUUAUCAGAUGGACCCGUCAUUAGCAAAGCAUCGAGAACAGCUGGUCAUUGAAGUUGGACGAAAACUAGACAAAGCUAGAAUGAUUCGUUUCGAGGAGCGAACUGGAUACUUUUCCUCAACCGAUUUGGGUAGAACCGCCAGCCACUACUAUAUUAAAUACAACACCAUUGAGACCUUCAAUGAACUGUUUGAUGCUCACAAAACAGAAAGUGAUAUCCUUGCUAUAGUCUCCAAAGCUGAAGAAUUUGAUCAAAUCAAGGUCAGAGAAGAGGAAAUAGAGGAGUUAGAUGCCUUAUUAAACAAUUUUUGUGAACUCUCAGCCCCUGGAGGUGUAGAGAAUAGUUACGGGAAAAUAAAUAUCCUACUUCAAACUUACAUCAGCCGAGGUGAAAUGGACAGUUUCUCCCUUAUAUCAGAUUCUGCGUAUGUUGCACAGAACGCUGCUAGAAUUGUCCGUGCUCUUUUUGAAAUUGCUCUGAGGAAACGUUGGCCUGCCAUGACCUACAAGCUCCUGAAUCUUAGUAAAGUCAUCGACAAGAGGCUCUGGGGUUGGGCCAGCCCUUUGAGACAGUUUUCAGUCUUACCACCACACAUUCUAACAAGAUUAGAAGAAAAAAAGCUUACUGUUGAUAAGCUGAAAGACAUGAGGAAAGAUGAAAUAGGUCACAUGCUGCACCAUGUGAAUAUUGGACUCAAGGUCAAACAAUGUGUUCAUCAGAUUCCUUCUGUUACAAUGGAAGCUUCCAUUCAGCCCAUCACACGGACUGUGCUUCGAGUGACUCUCAGUGUCUGUGCUGAUUUCAGUUGGAAUGAUCAGGUCCAUGGGACAGUAGGAGAACCCUGGUGGAUUUGGGUAGAAGAUCCUACAAAUGAUCAUAUUUAUCAUUCAGAGUAUUUUCUAGUUCUUAAAAAACAGGUCAUUAGUAAAGAAGCUCAACUACUGGUAUUUACAAUCCCUAUUUUUGAACCUUUGCCUUCCCAAUACUACAUCCGAGCCGUGUCUGAUAGAUGGUUAGGAGCCGAGGCUGUGUGUAUUAUCAACUUCCAACACCUGAUUCUGCCAGAAAGACAUCCUCCCCAUACAGAGUUAUUGGAUCUUCAGCCUUUACCAAUCACAGCUUUGGGGUGUGAAGCAUAUGAAGCCCUUUACAACUUUAGCCACUUUAACCCUGUGCAGACACAAAUAUUUCAUACACUGUAUCACACAGACUGCAAUGUCCUGCUCGGAGCACCCACUGGAUCAGGAAAGACUGUUGCAGCUGAAUUGGCCAUUUUCAGAGUCUUCAACAAGUACCCUACUUCAAAGGCAGUAUAUAUUGCACCCCUAAAAGCUCUAGUACGUGAAAGAAUGGAUGAUUGGAAAGUUAGAAUAGAAGAAAAACUUGGUAAAAAAGUUAUUGAACUAACAGGGGAUGUGACUCCUGAUAUGAAAUCCAUUGCCAAAGCUGACCUGAUCGUUACCACACCAGAGAAAUGGGAUGGAGUCAGCAGAAGCUGGCAAAACAGGAACUAUGUAAAGGAAGUCACAAUUCUCAUCAUAGACGAGAUCCAUCUGCUUGGGGAGGAAAGAGGCCCUGUUCUAGAAGUCAUUGUCUCUCGAACAAAUUUCAUCUCAUCGCACACAGAAAAACCUGUUAGAAUAGUUGGACUAUCCACUGCAUUAGCUAAUGCCAGAGACCUUGCAGACUGGCUCAAUAUUCGUCAGAUGGGCUUGUUCAACUUCCGACCAUCAGUACGCCCAGUUCCACUGGAAGUUCACAUUCAGGGCUUCCCGGGUCAGCAUUACUGUCCUCGUAUGGCUAGUAUGAACAAGCCUACGUUUCAGGCAAUUAGAAGCCAUUCUCCAGCCAAACCUGUCUUGAUAUUUGUCUCAUCAAGACGUCAAACUCGUCUUACAGCUUUGGAAUUGAUAGCCUUCCUGGCUACUGAGGAAGAUCCAAAGCAGUGGUUGAAUAUGGAUGAAAGAGAGAUGGAGAACAUCAUUGGAACGCUGAGAGAUUCCAACCUGAAGCUUACACUUGCUUUCGGAAUAGGAAUGCAUCAUGCUGGACUGCAUGAAAGGGACCGGAAGACAGUAGAAGAACUCUUUGUAAACUGUAAAGUUCAGGUUCUUAUUGCUACAAGUACAUUAGCCUGGGGUGUAAACUUCCCAGCUCAUUUAGUAAUUAUUAAAGGAACAGAAUAUUAUGAUGGCAAAACAAGACGUUACGUGGAUUUUCCCAUUACAGAUGUUCUCCAGAUGAUGGGACGUGCUGGGAGGCCUCAGUUUGAUGACCAAGGCAAAGCUGUAAUUCUGGUUCAUGACAUAAAGAAAGACUUUUACAAAAAAUUUCUUUAUGAACCAUUCCCAGUAGAAUCAAGUUUACUAGGAGUGCUGUCUGACCAUUUAAAUGCAGAGAUCGCUGGUGGUACAAUAACAUCUAAGCAAGAUGCAAUGGAUUAUAUCACCUGGACUUACUUUUUCCGACGUCUUAUCAUGAACCCCAGCUACUACAAUUUGGGUGAUGUGAGCCAUGAUUCUGUGAACAAGUUUCUGUCCUUUCUGAUUGAGAAGUCUCUGGUUGAAUUGGAGCAUUCCUAUUGUAUUGAAAUUGGAGAGGAUAACCGGAGCAUUGAACCUCUGACAUAUGGCCGAAUUGCCUCUUAUUACUAUUUGAAGCACCAAACAGUUAAAAUGUUCAAGGAGCGUUUGAAACCUGAAUGCAGUACCGAAGAACUGCUUUCAAUUCUAAGUGAUGCAGAAGAAUACACAGAUUUGCCAGUAAGGCACAACGAAGAUCACAUGAACAGUGAACUGGCAAAAUGUCUUCCCUUCGAAUCAAAUCCUCACUCAUUUGACAGCCCUCACACCAAAGCACAUCUCCUGCUGCAGGCGCAUCUCAGCCGAGCCAUGCUGCCCUGCCCAGAUUACGAUACUGAUACCAAGACAGUCUUGGACCAAGCUCUCAGAGUGUGUCAGGCAAUGCUUGAUGUGGCUGCAAAUCAGGGCUGGCUGGUGACUGCCCUAAACAUCACCAGUCUGGUUCAGAUGGUGAUCCAAGGCCGGUGGCUAAAAGACUCUUCUCUUCUCACAAUACCAAACAUAGAACACCACCAUCUUCACAUUUUCAGGAAAUGGAGCCAAAGUAUAAAGGGCCCCCGUGCGGGCUGCCAUGGCUUCAUCGAGUGCCUUCCUGAGCUGAUCCAUGCCUGUGGAGGGAAGGAGCAUGUAUUCAGCUCCAUGAUAGAAAAUGAGCUACCGGCCCCAAAAAUGAAGCAGGCAUGGAAUUUUGUAAAUCACUUGCCAGUGAUAGAUGUUGGCUUAAGCGUCAAAGGCUGGUGGGAUGACUCCAUGGAAGGACACAGUGAACUUUCUAUCACAACUCUGACUUCAGACAAACGAAAUGACAACAGAUGGAUCAAAUUGCAUGCUGAUCAAGAGUAUGUGCUGCAAGUCAGCUUGCAGAGAACCCACUUCGGGUCCCACAAGGGAAAGCAAGACAGCCAUGCAGUUGCCCCUCGGUUUCCCAAAUCAAAAGAUGAAGGAUGGUUUUUGAUAUUAGGAGAAGUGGAUAAGAGAGAACUUAUUGCUUUGAAAAGAGUAGGGUAUGUUCGAAAUCAUCAAGUCGCUUCCAUCUCUUUUUAUACCCCUGAAGUACCUGGAAGGUAUAUCUACACCCUGUAUUUCAUGAGCGACUGCUACCUGGGCCUGGACCAGCAGUAUGACAUUCAUCUCAACGUCACACCAGCAAGCGUUUCUGCAGAAGUCAACGAGGAGAUCUCCGACGCCUUGACCGACCUGAAAGUGAAGUAACCUGACCCCAGCAGUUAUCUGAAAGAAGCCGUGAAGGAGUCUGGCUGCUUAGUCACCUAGACAGAGUCGAAUUACUUGAUGUUUGCCUUGGUGGAAUCAACUUCUAACCUCAAGACACCCGGGAAAUUGACAGUGGCUGCAGUCAAUUUCAACACAAGUUAACUGCAGUGGCCUUUUAACAAAUGUUGCCUUUUAUAAUGUUGUCUUCAUGGAUUUUCUGAUAUGUAAAGUCAAUACUCCUGUAGGAGAAUCGAUUUGUGUAUAUUGAGAUUAUUAUAUGGGAAUUAUCCAUCAAAUUUUACAUUGCACAGUGUACUGUUUACAAGAAUAUUAGCUUCUUUUUUUUCUAAGGAGAAACUACACUGAGGCAAGGCAGUGUAACUGAUUCCUAACCCUGCAGUGUAAACUACGUAAGCGACCUCUAUGAUGGCACACAGUGUGUCUUCCUGGCAAAACGUAUACCUUGCCCUGUGUAGAAAUAAUUUCAAGAAUAUCUUAUAGUCAUACGUGUUAAUAUAUGAGAUAAAAUCACAUCACAGAGCUCAGUGAUGAAAAUAGAGUAUUCUGAUGUUAGAAAAUAUAGAUCCUGUAACUAGUGGAAAUAAAAUAUUUAGAUUGCCACUCCAAGA